Molecule: messenger RNA, 246 nt
Organism: Monascus purpureus
Lineage: Eukaryota; Fungi; Ascomycota; Eurotiomycetes; Eurotiales; Aspergillaceae
Source: the annotation of a GenBank genome assembly
AUGCUGCAGCUGGCUCCCCAGAUUCUUUAUAGGAAAGGCCUUGUCGACUCGCCAAACCCGGAAUUUGUGACACCAAAGGAGAGUGAGAAAAUCCCGCCAUGGCUAAAGAUUAUGGUGGGCGUGGACUCCCAGGGUACUGCAAUCCGUGGGAGGAAGCUGUCGGCUUGGGAACCGAAUAUGCCCAGCUUUGAAGACGAGCUUGAAAAUACAUUGGAGAUCAAUGCAAGGUCUUUGGGUUUGGUCUAG